Messenger RNA from Homo sapiens (human), 90 nucleotides. RefSeq lists its product as uncharacterized. The record is from RefSeq and is marked validated. NCBI's taxonomy places the organism in Eukaryota, Metazoa, Chordata, Mammalia, Primates, Hominidae. The coding region runs from base 1 to 90 and encodes 29 amino acids. The transcript has a single exon.
AUGAGGAACCACCUCCUCCUACUGUUCAAGUACAGGGGCCUGGUCCGCAAAGGGAAGAAAAGCAAAAGACGAAAAUGGCUAAAUUCGUGA